GUCAUUGUUUUCGUCUGUCGCUCAAGUGCAAACAUAGGGACGAAAUGAGAUGCAAAAUCCUCGAAAAUGUACGAUUUCGUAUUCGUAUCACACGAUCACACGCUUGAGUGAAGUCUUUUUGGAGUCAAGGAAGAUAAUUACAAGCUGAAAUCAGUUUGGUAUAACCAACUACAGCACUCAAAACAAAAAGCAAACAGACCCGGAGACCUUACACAUCGGAGCGCGAGGAUUUGAAGCUAGAAGGCAGCGAUGGCAAAACGCAACUCAGGCAACAACAACGACAUGGGCGACCAGAGCGAGACCGUCGUGUAUGUGAACGUUGAUUAUCUGCUGUCCAUCCCGGCCGUGUUGAAGAUUCUAGAAUUCCUUUUCCUGAUAACCGCGAUGGGUUGUAUGAUCACCUAUGAUAACCACUGGGUCAGCUACCCGGCGGAACUUGUCUUCUUCCAUGUCGUGGUCGUCCUUGAUUGGAUCAUCGUCCUCGCAUUUUUCGUCAUGAUGCUUUUCACGCUGGAGCGAAGGCUGCCGGGAUACGACUGGAACCUUUGCAUUGUGUUCACUAGUUUUAUCAUGGGCGUGUUUCUCAUCGCUGCUGCGGGGCUGAUGGGUCACGAGGCCGUCAAACACCAGAAUCUAGAGUGGAAAGAUGUCUUCUCUACUGAGAUCAAGUUCACUCUGGACCACCUGGUCGCUGCUGUGAUCCUCGCUUUCAUCGCCGUACUGCUCUUUAUCAUCGACAUCAUCGUGCAUCUUGUCAAGUUUUUUCGCGAGAGAAGGCGACGUCGGUCCUACCAGGAAUAGACGUCACGACGCCCAUAGAUAGAAAGUUGUACAUGUGUGGUAUCCCAUGACUAAGCUUAUUGAAGAAGCUAUUCACGUGAAGGUUUCGCAUGGCUAGAGAUACCUGUAAUAACAGGGAGUUUAUACAUAUACACACCUAAUUAAAAAACCGUUCUGCAAAUGGCAGUUAUAAGAACGAAAGGCGCGUAUGGUAUGGGUACUAGUGAUUUGCAAAGAUGAAAGUUACAAAUGAACUCCAGUGAUGCCAGAACCAAGCAUUAGCGGUCGUUAAUGAUUAUCGUGUGAUUGAUCCAAUCAUGCAUUGCGGUUGAAAGACAACGUUUUUUUAAGUAGGUCAAUGUAUAUAGAUGUGACUGCGAGAUCAGGAAUAGACACCUCGCUAAUAUGGACACCCUGUUAAUGCGUAUAGUCCUAGGUGACACCUCGCUAAUACGGACACCCCGCUAAUAACGAAACAAAAAACACAUAUUGUAGCCUAUCCAGCAUAAAUUAUAUAGGGCGUUAUAGGAACCUUAGCAUAGCCUGGCAUGUACUGUUGCGGAGAUUUAUUAAAGUAUUUCUGUAUUGUCAUUA
Molecule: messenger RNA, 1374 nt
Organism: Nematostella vectensis (starlet sea anemone)
Lineage: Eukaryota; Metazoa; Cnidaria; Anthozoa; Actiniaria; Edwardsiidae
Exons: 5
Coding region: 250-801 (183 amino acids)
Cellular component (GO): membrane
Source: RefSeq, a predicted model, not a curated record